AUGGCUUCUGCCCUGCCCGUGCCUGAGUCCCACUCUUAUAGUCCUCGCUGCCUGCUCGGAAACUCCCCGGAGAGGGAAGGUUACAACAGGGAGACAACUACUGACGUCGGGGUUCGUCAGCUGCGGGUUUGCACAACCCUGAGUGGGGACAGGCCACCUUCCUCCGCUGAAACUCCGGAAAACCCUUCCCGGCCCCGAGGAGCAGCCAGGGAAGGAUGCGGGGGCAGGUCCCAAACCUCGUUCGGACCGUGCGUCUGGGGAGGACACUGCCCCCGGCAUCCGCAGCACCGGGAGAAGACGGUGACUCCUGCAUUCCCAGCUCCGGGGGAGGACACUGACCGCAGCACCCCCGUCAUUCACAGCGAGCAUCCCCUGCAGAGCCCCGUCGAGAGCGAAAAGACUUUGCCCUCGAUCCCGCCUCCGGCCCCUGCGCCCCGGCUCCGCGCACGCCGGGGGCGGCCCCACUCGGUGCCCGCCCGGGGCGGGCGGUGCCGCGGCCCGGGGGUCCCAUGGCGGCGGCGCGGGGCUGGCCGCGGAAGCUGGCGGCUGUUGCAGGGGCGGUGCCCGGCGGGGGUGGCCCGGGACGAGAACCGGGACCGGUCCCAGAAACAGCCGCUCCCGCCACAGCCGCGCUCUACGUGCACUGGCCCUACUGUCGCAAGCGCUGCUCCUACUGAAACUUCAACACGUACGUGGUGCCGGCGGUGGACGAGGCGGCCGUGCGCGCCUGCCUGGUGCGGAAGGCACAGACCCUGCUCCGCCUCAGCCAGGUGCACAGGUGGGUGUACAGGGUGGGCUCAUGGGGAGUGCUGGGCCCUUCCGUGCCCACCUGCAGUUUCCCAUCCUCUGCCCUACAGUGUCACCUCUGUCUUCUUCGGUGGGGGCACCCCCAGCCUGGCCAGCCCCAGCACUGUUGCGGCAGUGUUGGAGGCUGUGGCGGGGGCUGCCCACCUUCCGGCUGGUGCUGAGGUGACGCUGGAGGUCAACCCCAGCUCCACCAGCGCAUCUCCCCUUGCCGGCUUCAGGGCAGCUGGGGUCAAUCGCCUCUCCAUCGGCGUCCAGUCGCUGGAUGACGUCGAGCUGAGGAUGCUGGGCCGGGAGCACACAGCGGCAGAGGCACGGAAGGCUGUGGAAGCAGCGCAGGGGCUCUUUCCUGGCCGAACCUCCAUCGACCUCCUGUUUGGGCUGCCGGGACAGAGCCGGGACGCCUGGGCCCAGCGGCUGGAGGAGACCCUGAGGCUCUGUGACGACCACAUCUCCCUGUACCAGCUGAUGCUGGAGCGGGGCACGGCACUGGCAGCACAGGUCAGGGGUGGAGUGCUGCCCGCACCCCCCCAGGAUCUGCUGGCUGACAUGUACCAGACUGCCCGGAAUGUACUGGUUGCCACUGGCUUCCGCCAUUAAGAGGUCUCCAAUUUUGCACGGAAGGGUGCCCUCAGCACCCACAACCUCUCAUACUGGCAGGCUGACCAGUACAUCAGCGUGGGGCCAGCUCUCCAUGUCCCCACAGGCUGGAGGAGCUGCUCACCCUAGGACUAAGCACGGAUGAAGGCAUCACACACGAGCGCUGGGGGCACUUCUCCCGCCAGCUCAGCCUGCAGGCUGUGUUCGGGGAGCCAGGGGAGGCUCGGGCACUGCAGCAGGAGGGAUGGCUUGUCCUGGACAGUGGGUGAGCCCCAGGGAGCUGUGGGCAGGGCCGGGGGUCUUCCUGCGCCACCGGGUCUCACCACCACCUCUUUCCCAGUGGCCUGCGGUGCACCUGGGCCGGCCUGGCCGUGCUGGACUCACUGCUGCCCGACCUGCUCUGGCAGCUGCA
This is a messenger RNA of Vidua macroura (Pin-tailed whydah), 1816 nucleotides long. RefSeq names its product radical S-adenosyl methionine domain containing 1 (gene RSAD1). The coding region runs from base 1 to 1404 and encodes 467 amino acids. The transcript has 7 exons. Gene Ontology annotation, cellular component: cytoplasm. Gene Ontology annotation, molecular function: catalytic activity; 4 iron, 4 sulfur cluster binding. NCBI's taxonomy places the organism in Eukaryota, Metazoa, Chordata, Aves, Passeriformes, Viduidae. The record is from RefSeq and is a predicted model, not a curated record. Gene Ontology annotation, biological process: porphyrin-containing compound biosynthetic process.